Molecule: messenger RNA, 1727 nt
Organism: Sorex fumeus (smoky shrew)
Lineage: Eukaryota; Metazoa; Chordata; Mammalia; Eulipotyphla; Soricidae
Gene: CFAP184
Product: coiled-coil domain containing 96
Exons: 2
Coding region: 1-1722 (573 amino acids)
Biological process (GO): cilium assembly
Cellular component (GO): axoneme; ciliary basal body
Source: RefSeq, a predicted model, not a curated record
AUGGAGAGCGCCCCGGGGCCCCCGGUCGGCUCGGAGGAGGACAACAGAGACUCGGACAGCCCGGAGGGUGGGGGCAGCUCCGGCCUCCAGUCCGCCACCGAACUGGCCUGGUCGGGGUCGGGGUCGGAAGCGGGGGCCGCAGAGGCCUCGGAGGAAAUCGCCCCAGCAGCAGCGGCCCCCGAGGCCCGGGAGGAGCCGGUGGCCACGGAGACUGCGGGAGAGGAGGGGCCGGGGGCUUCGGAAGAGCCGGCCCAGGCCCAGGCGGAGGCCGAGGAGGAGCAGGAGGACUCGGCGAGGAGAGCCGGGGAUGAGGCCGAGGAGCCAGCCCGGCCGCUGUCCGAAAGCGAAGCCGAGGAAGCCGAGGCCGGGGAGGAGGAGGAGGGGGAGGAGGGGGAGGAAGAGCAAGCGGAGGAGGAGAUAGAGCCGGAGCCGGCGGAAGCAAAGAGCCACGAGGAGAAAAGCCCGUCCCGGGGCCUCUCAAGGCGGGACCUCGCCGACCUCUCCGAGACAGUGACAGCCCGCAAGGCGGUGCCCGGGGAGGAGGAGCCCGAGGACGGCGAGGAGGAGGCGGCGGUGGACAGAUUCACCCCCGCGCCGCCGGUGCAGAAGGGGCCCCUGUACGGGGAGCCCCCCGAAGAGGAGCAGGAGCAGGGGCAGGGGCCCGAGGAGGGGGAGGGCGAGGCGUGGGGCUCGGGGUCGGAGAAGGAGCAGGAGGAGCAGCUGCGCCUCGAGCUCAUCCAACAGUACAACGCGCUGAUGGCCGAGCGCAGCCGCUACCAGCGCUACAACUUCUUCCUGCAGCAUAAGAUCAGCGAGGUGCUGCGCAGGAAGGGCCAGGAUGCCGCGGCCGCGGCGGAGGCGACGGACAAGGUGGCCGAGGAGGCCCCUGAGAAGGAGCAGACCUACCUGGGCUACGUGGCCAUGUUGGAGGACCUGCGGAAGCAGCAGGCCGACGACCUGGACUGGUACCACCAGGAGCUGGAGCAGCUGAAGCAGCAGUGCAGGUCCACGCUGGAGCAGGCCGACAAGGACUGGAGAAGGUUCCAGGCCCUGAAGAAGCAGGUGGUGAUGCAGGCCAUGGGCAGCUGCCGAAUGACGGGCGGGCGGCAGGAGGCACUGCGGCAGGUGGAGCAGAUCCAGGCGCUGGAGGACAGGAAGGAGAAGGAGAUGAGCGCCGUGAGGCUGGAAAACGUGCAGCUGAAGCAGUGCUUGGUGCACUUUGAGACCCGGAUGAGGGCGCAGGAGGACCUGACCCAGGGCCUGCACCUCAUCGACUUUGAGCAGCUGAAGAUCGAGAAUCAGACGUUCAACGAGAAGGUGGAGGAGCGGAACGAGGAGCUCCUGAAGCUGCGCAGCAAGGUCGGCAACAACGUGCAGACGGUGACACACGUGAAGGAGAAGCUGCACUUCGUUGACAGAGAGAACAUGAGCAAGAAGGUGCAGCUGCAGGAAAUGGAGGAGCAGGUGGCGCUCAGGAGGGACAUCCUGACCAAGACCAAGCAAGCUCGCGACAGCCUGCGGUUGGAGAACAUCAAGCUGAACCAGAAGUGCGGGCUCCUGGGCAAACACUCGCUCCUCCAGGACCUGGAGGACAAGGUGGAUAAGACGGAGCUGCUCAGGGAGCGGCUGGAGUCGCUGAAGCGGCACCACGCCAGCCUCAUGCUGUCCUGCAGGGGCAUGAAGCAGAAGAUCAGGGAGGCCAAGGCCUUUGUCCCCUCCUGAAGAAU